Molecule: messenger RNA, 3012 nt
Organism: Panonychus citri (citrus red mite)
Lineage: Eukaryota; Metazoa; Arthropoda; Arachnida; Trombidiformes; Tetranychidae
Product: DEP domain-containing protein DDB_G0279099-like
Exons: 2
Coding region: 597-2501 (634 amino acids)
Source: RefSeq, a predicted model, not a curated record
CAGUUGAAAAUUUGGUAAACUUUAAGCUGUUUUUUUCUCUUUGAGUAAAGACUAUGAUGGCUUCUUGACGAGACUCAUUUUCUCGGGUCCUCAGGUAUUUCUUUUUGUUAGUUAUCACGAUUAAUAAGUGAUAUUGAACAAAAGAAAACAAUCAAACUAUUUACUUGAUCUAAAUAGUUGAUUGUCAAUCGGUUUUCUCAAAGAGCCACAAGUCUUUAGCCGAAAACAAAAAGCUCAGCUUAAAGUUGCAAAAAUUUUAGCUGACGGACACUUGAUAACAGUUGAAGCUGUGCCUUAAAAGUUUUAACUCCUUUUUUUCUCAUUUCUUGAUUAACCUUUAUCAUCUUUAUUAUUUAUCUUUCUCUUUCUCUCUCGUCAAGUAACAAAGUAAGAAUCGUCAGUAUUACCUCAAUCUCUCUUUCUCAAUCUCAAUCUCUAUCCAUCUAUCUUUCAUUUUUCUCUUUCUUUCUUUGUCUCUUUGUCUCUGAUUCCAUCUUGACAAUCUUUACCUUUUCUUGAGUUAGAACAAAAAUCAACAACAAUGUUUGCAAAUUGUAAUAGUGAAAUUUUUCUAUAACAAAGUUACUUAUUUGUCCAUGGAUAACCCAAACCAGGCCGAUCAACCUCCACCACCUCCACCGCGACACUCAUCAAAAAUAACCCCUCCGCCAUUACCACCAAAAUCAAAUUGUUGGGUCAAUUCAAUUUCCACCGUUCCAGCCAGUGUUAAGUGUAAAGGUGCUUUUGGUAAUAAUAAUCGUCGUCAUCACUCAGCAUCAGCCUUAUCGACAAUAACAACAACAACAACAACAACAACAAAAUCACCAAUAACACCAACAACAGUAGCAGUAACAUCAACCACAACAACAACCAACAACAACAACCAUUCAACUUUAACACCAACAUCCAAUGGAUUAAGAAAAGAUGAUCUUAAGGCCAUUCAAAAAAGAGCCGUUCUUGAGUUUUAUCUUAAAAAGAAGCAGCAACAACAUAAACACUCAGCACCAACGACCCCAACAACCCCAACAACACCACCAACGACAACAACAACUAAUUCACCAACACCAACAACAACAUCAACUACAACAACAACUACAACAACAUGUACACCUCAACAUCCUAAAAAUCAUAAAAUUGAAAAAUCAUCAUCAUGCAACAUUUUUCAUCUUUCAAAUUUUUCCCUGUUUACUGGAUUUGGUUCAGCGGCCUCUUCAGAUGGUUACAGUAGUGGCUCACUGUCACCAACCUCAUCUCCAUCAUCUCUUGAUAUUUUAUUGAUUGACUCAACUUCUGCCUCUUUAUAUCAUCAUCGACAACAACAACAACAACAACGCCAACCACUCACUGCAAACUCAAAUAAUAAUAAUACUACUACUGAUACUCGAGCAGUUUGUGGUCAUUCUCGUGUCACUUCUGCUCCAUCUCUACCUACACCUCCAUCUCCUCCUUCUCCAUCAUCUCCAUCUUUAACUUCUCCUCGUCUUUCCAUUUCAAAUACUACCAUUUCUCCUCAUGAAAUUAUUCCAAAGUUAUCUUCUGAACACCUAAACUGCCUUCGAGUUGACCAUCGCCAAAUAACAAAUGAUAUACUUUCCAAUAAUAAAUUGGGCUUAGAACUGGUCAAAAAGUUAACUCACCUUGGGAUUACCUGUCCUGAAUCAGAAAAGAUUGCAAUUCAUUUGGAAGAGAUUGAAAAGGUCACUCGACUUUUAUUAUCAUUGUCAAGUCGCUUAAAAUCAAUUGAAUCAACUAUUCACAAUUAUUAUAAUAAUAAUAAAUCAAAUCACAAGGCUCUCACAACAACAACAACAACAGCAACAAAUCAAUCUACUUCAAUAAUGGGUGGCGGAGGUACAGUGGGUAAUAACAUCACUUUUACUUCCGCUUCAAAUAAUAAUCAUAAUGAUAAUAAUAAUAAUAACAAUAAUAAUGGUUGUGAAGACAUUGUCAGUUCCUCAUCAUCACUGGUUAACAAAAAUUCAACAUCUUCUUCAUCAUCUGGAUGUCUUGAAACUUCAAAUGAUAAUAACAAUCAUGAUAAUAAUAACCAUCACCUAUUAUCAUCAUCACCACCAAUAACAACAACAACAACAACAUCAUCUUCAUCAUCAUCAUCAACAACAACUACAACCACAUUAAUAGCCUUUCCAAAUUCAGCCUCUGCCUUGAUGGACAACAAAGAUAAUACAUGCAACAAUCAACAUCAUCACCAAGCUCACCUUUCUCAUCCGCAUCCCGAAUUGGAAUCACUUUUAUUGAAACGAAAUAAAUUACUUGGACAAUUAGAGGAAGCAUUUGAAUUGAAGCAAUCAAUUAAUAGGACAAGUCAAACAAUUUUGGAUAAGAUAAUAAUUAAAUAUUUCAAGGAUUCCAAUGAAGAUAUUGACUCUUUCACUAGGUUCAUACAAUUAAAGGCUAAAUUGAUUGUUGAGGAGAAAGAGUUGAUUGACAAGAUAGAGGAGAGACAAUUAUUUAAUUUAACCAAUGCCACCACCACUUAACAGCAAAUUUUUUUUAACAACAAUUAAGCAACAACAAUUACAAGGAAACCAUUUUCAUUUUAUGUUUUUCCUUCAUUCUUGCUACCAUUAAGAUUAUUAUUUAUAUUCAACGUCUCUCUCUCUCUCUCACUCUCUUUCCUCCCACUUUUAUCCCAUCUUUAUCUUCAUCUUCUUUCUCAUCAUCAUCUUCAUCAUCAACACCAUCACCUCAGCCAACAUCAACAAUAUCAUGCUCACAUCAUCGUCUUCAUCAUCAUCUGCAUCUUCAUUUUUUUCAUCCUGAAUUGAAAUACAGACGCACAUACAUGUAACUGUAUCAACAAAGAUUGAAAUGAACAUUAUCAGCUGAGAAUCAAAUUUGACUGCUGAAUCAAAAAAAGAAGCAAAAAAAAGGUUAGUUGAUUUAGACUAAACUUUUAAAAUUUGCUUUAAAUUGAUUAAUGUUAAAUGUGAAUUGUGAACAAUUUAAAUUGAUAAUAAUACAAAUGAAAAAAAAAGUUCAUACAGAAAA